AGACCGACGUGCACCCACAUCGGAUGUGAGGCUCAUGAUUUCCUGAGUCAUCCUCCAGCUUUCAAACGCAACAACUUCGGUCACCUGCACGGCGUUCAACAACUUUCCCGUCGCAUUCAAACACACUGAGUGAUGGAGAGCUCCGUGUCUAACGUGGAGGUCUGCAAUUUAGCCUUCAGCGGGCAGUUCGACAAAUUAAAACAGUCCAUGCUGUCCGACAAAACACUUGUCAGAAAAACGGACCAGGACGGCAGGACCGCUCUCCACUGGGCUUGUUCUGCUGGACACACCAACAUCGUGGAGUUCCUACUCAGCCUGGGAGUUGAGGUCAACCUGCAGGAUGAUGCCCUGUGGAGUCCUCUGCACAUUGCUGCAUCUGCAGGAAGAGAGGACAUAGUGAGAUCUCUGAUAGGCAGUGGAGCCCAGCUGAAUUCAGUUAAUCAAAAUGGAUGCACCCCUCUGCACUAUGCCGCCUCCAAAGGCAGAUACGAGAUCGCCUUAAUGCUGCUGGAAAAUGGAGCGGACCCCAAUGCCACGGACAAGUUGGCCUCCACUCCCCUGCACAGAGCAUCGGCCAAGGGCAACUACCGUCUCAUCCAGCUGCUUCUCAAGCAGAGUGCCUCAACGAACAUCCAGGACUCGCAGGGCAACACGGCGCUCCAUCUUGCGUGUGAUGAAGAGCGUUUGGAAGCAGCCAAGUUGCUGGUAGAACACGGUGCCAGCAUUUAUAUCGAGAACAAGGAGGAGAAGACCCCCCUCCAGAUAGCCAAGGGUGGCUUGGGGAACAUACUCCGCCGGAUCGUGGAGGGGUGAUGCUUUCUCUGACUCGCUGGUCGUGGUUUGGUUCAAACCGCUACCGUCGCAUUCCGAUGAAAACCAUCAUCUCACUCAGUCCUACUUGAGCAGGCCCAUUGUUAUUUGGUGUGGUCGGUGACAUGUGAAAGAGGCAUUGGUGUUGAAAAGGGAUUGGACUGUUUUUGAGGCUGAUCAGUACCUCCUGUUGGGGCUUUGAGACUGACGUGUCUAAGCACAGUUUUUGCAGCAGCACAGUGCGUUUUCUGUGAAAGUUAAAGUGUAGAAAUGGCAAAAACGAAACAUCAAGUGGCGAUGAAAUCUGGUUGGAAUAAAUUUGUUGUACCUAAAUAAAAAAAAAUGUGACUUUGUGA
Xiphophorus couchianus (Monterrey platyfish) is the source of this 1166-nucleotide messenger RNA. RefSeq names its product proteasome 26S subunit, non-ATPase 10 (gene psmd10). The transcript is spliced from 5 exons. The coding region runs from base 133 to 813 and encodes 226 amino acids. Lineage: Eukaryota; Metazoa; Chordata; Actinopteri; Cyprinodontiformes; Poeciliidae. The record is from RefSeq and is a predicted model, not a curated record. Gene Ontology annotation, molecular function: protein binding.